AAACGCAGGAUCCAAGGACAAGUCUUCGUAAUCAAGGCAGCGAAUCGAACAAACUUCAAAGACCUCCUUUUGGUGUCUCUUUCCUCUCUCAAAAGGUACACGGUUUCUAGCUUCCGAAGAUGUCGACGUACAAGCUGACCUAUUUCGACGUCCGCGGACGAGGUGAGGUGAUUCGUCUGGUCUUCGCACAGGCCCAGGUCGAGUACGAAGACGUACGAAUUCUGCCUGCCGAGUGGGAUAGCAGCAAGACAGACAGGUCAAGAUUCCCAAUGGGCUGUUGUCCAGUCAUGGACUUGGAUGGGAUGACCAUGAUGCAAAGUAUGGUCAUAGCUCGCCAUCUCGCAAGGAAAUUUGGGCUGGCUGGUAACGAUGAGAAGGAGAUGACUAUGAUUGACAUGAUGAGUGAUCUAUGCACUGACAUGCUCAAUGAGAUGUUUGAACUUAUCUUCGAGAAAGACGCCAAGCGAAAGGAGGAUAUGACGACAGCGUUCGCGAAGAAGUCUGAAACUUACAUGUCCGUGUUUACUGGCUGGUUGGAAAAGAAUGGUGACGACAAAGGAUUCCUUGUUGGAAAUACGGUAACAUUGGCAGAUCUAGCGCUCUUCAACCUCCUCGAGCAGUUGUCCACCAAGCACGCAGACAUAUUGACCAAGAACCCACCAAUGCAAGCUUUCCUUGACCGCGUGAAGGUAGAACCCAAUGUCGCCGCCUGGUUGGAGAAGAGACCGAAAGGAGAGAUGGAUAUCUAAAGUCUGGAGUCCUCUUAGGCUGACCUUGGGCAUUUUAAAGCCCGUCUGUAUUAGUUUGGCCAGGGAGGAUUAGACCUCCCUGCAUGGUCACUGGACAGGUGUUUAUCUCAUCAACU
Strongylocentrotus purpuratus (purple sea urchin) is the source of this 865-nucleotide messenger RNA. RefSeq names its product hematopoietic prostaglandin D synthase. The coding region runs from base 120 to 749 and encodes 209 amino acids. NCBI's taxonomy places the organism in Eukaryota, Metazoa, Echinodermata, Echinoidea, Camarodonta, Strongylocentrotidae. Gene Ontology annotation, molecular function: glutathione transferase activity. The record is from RefSeq and is a predicted model, not a curated record. Gene Ontology annotation, biological process: glutathione metabolic process. The transcript is spliced from 6 exons.